GCAUGCGCAGUACUUGACAUUUUGAAGUCGCUUCUCCGGAGUGUUUGAACAGGAAGGCGGACAUGUUGGUCAGGCUGUGUGAGAAAUUCGGUCACAGUCUGCGAUUGUUUUCCGAAAAAAUAACCUUCAAUCAAGUGGGUUCGUAGCGCUGUCCCGCGGAAGAGUUCCGGCAGCUGGACGGGGGAUAUUCGACGGCCUUGACAGAGUCCGGGGCGAAGCGGAAGAGCUGCCGUUCAACGCUCAGCGACUCCUCGUUUUAAACUAUUCGAAAUUUGGAAGAAGCAGAAGUUUUUUCUCCACCACUUCUACUUUUGAGCUGUCAGAAUCAGUCCAGCGUUUCCUCCAAAGGCCUCCGAAACAUGGAAUCAGGCCCGGACUAGACAACUUUCAAAUACUUUUUAUUUUAUUUUUUCAGUGACGAUUUUGCACGAACGAAUUAUUUGUCUUUUGUUUGGAUGCAGCAACGUUUUAAGCUCUUAUCCUCAGUGGCAUCCUAAUCUGUCGCCGCAAUUAUCUUUGCACGGAAGUUGUUUGCCACUCAUGGUCUGGAAAACAUCUUCCGACUCCGAAAAUGUGGCGUGUUCAGCGCAUCUUCAACAUUCUCUGUGAAAAUUUCCGGAGAACGAUGCAUUUUCUUUGAAGAGCGCCGGGAAAGUUUGCACGAAGAAAGGGACGUUUGGCUAUCUAGCUAGCGCUAAAGCUAACUAGCCAUUCCACCGCCUCGCCAGGGAGCUUUUUUUCUUUGUUUUUAACUCAACAAGAGGACUAAGUUUGGCAGGAAAAUGUCUUCCGAGAUAAACAUGGAGGGUCGGUUUGAAAAAAUCGAUGCCAUGUUGAAGGACCCCAAGUCGGAAAUAAACACGGAUUGUCUUCUGGAUGGCUUGGAUGCUCUGGUGUAUGACCUUGACUUCCCUGCCCUAAGGAAAAACAAGAGCAUUGACAACUUUUUGAAUAGAUACAAAGAAACCAUUAGUAAAAUCCGGGAUCUACGUAUGAAAGCAGAGGACUAUGAGGUGGUUAAAGUUAUUGGAAGAGGAGCGUUUGGAGAAGUUCAGUUGGUGAGACACAAAGCUACGAGGAAAGUGUACGCCAUGAAGCUGCUGAGCAAGUUUGAAAUGAUCAAGAGGUCAGACUCUGCUUUCUUCUGGGAGGAGAGAGACAUCAUGGCUUUUGCCAACAGUUCAUGGGUGGUUCAGCUCUUUUUCGCAUUCCAAGACGAUCGCUACCUCUACAUGGUGAUGGAGUACAUGCCCGGCGGCGACUUGGUCAACUUGAUGAGCAACUACGAUGUCCCAGAGAAGUGGGCUCGCUUUUACACUGCUGAGGUGGUUCUGGCGCUGGACGGGAUCCACUCCAUGGGUUUCAUUCACAGGGAUGUGAAGCCUGACAACAUGUUGCUAGACAAAGCAGGUCACCUCAAACUUGCAGACUUUGGGACCUGCAUGAAAAUGAACAAGGAUGGAAUGGUACGAUGUGACACCGCGGUAGGAACUCCGGACUACAUUUCCCCCGAGGUCCUGAAAUCCCAAGGAGGAGAUGGAUACUACGGCCGAGAGUGUGACUGGUGGUCAGUGGGAGUCUUUCUGUUUGAGAUGCUCGUUGGUGACACUCCCUUCUACGCCGACUCGCUCGUUGGGACUUACAGCAAAAUUAUGAACCACAAGAACGCCCUGACCUUCCCAGACGACAGCGACAUUUCCAACGACGCAAAGAAUCUCAUCUGUGCUUUUCUGACGGACAGGGAAGUUCGACUCGGCCGUAAUGGCGUGGAUGAAAUCAAGAGACAUCCCUUCUUCAAGAACGACCAGUGGACGUGGGAGAACAUCCGAGACACCGCCGCUCCGGUCGUCCCCGAGCUCAGCAGCGACACCGACACCAGUAACUUUGACGACAUCGAGGAGGACCGGGGGGAGGAGGAGACGUUCCCCAUACCAAAGGCCUUUGUGGGGAACCAGCUCCCCUUCGUCGGCUUCACUUAUUACAGCAACCAAGAUCUUCUACGCAGCUCCACUUCUGCAAAGACCUGCGAAAAACAUAGCAGUUCUGCAAAAGAAGACAAGAGUCACCUGGAGAGUCUGCAGAAACGGAUCUACCAGCUGGAGGAGCAGCUUCACAGCGAAAUGCAGCUGAAAGAUGAGCUGGAGCAGAAGUGCAGGACAUCGAACACAAGGAUUGAAAAAAUGGUGAAGGAACUGGAUGAGGAGGCAAACCUCAGAAAGAGCGUGGAGGCCAGCAUGUCUCUGCUGGAGAAGGACAAGAUGAUGCUGCAGCACCGAUUCACCGAGUACCAAAGAAAGGCCGACCAGGAGGCGGAGAAGAGGCGCAAUUUGGAGAAUGAAGUGUCAACUUUGAAGGAGCAGCUGGAAGACAUGAAGAAGAUCAGUCAGAACUCACAAGCAUCAAACGACAAGAUCGUCCAGCUGCAGAAGCAGCUGGAGGAGGCCAACGACCUGCUGCGCGCAGAAUCCGACACGGCGGCGAGACUCAGGAAAAACCACACCGAGAUGGCGAAGUCCAUGAGCCAGCUGGAGAGUUUGAACCGGGAGCUGCAGGAGAGGAGUCGGGCUACGGAUGGAGAGAAGGCGCAGCUGGAGAAGGAGCUCCUGCUGCUUCAGAGCACCCUGGACUCGGAGCGGCGGAACAGCAGUCUGGGCUCCGAGGAGAUCAGAGAGCUGCAAGCGAGGAUGGCCGGUCUGCAAGAGGACAACCGGAACCUGAAGCUCAGCCUCUCCAAAGCGGAAGGAGAACGGAAGCAGGCUCAGGAAAGAAGCAACAACCUGGAGAAGGAAAAGAACAACUUGGAGAUCGACCUGAACUACAAGCUGAAGACUUUGCAGCAGCGGUUGGAGCAGGAGCAGACGGAGCACAGGGUGACGCGGGCGCAGCUCACCGACAAAUACGAGUCCAUCGAGGAGGCCAAGUCGGCCGCCAUGAACGCUGUCCAGCAUAAGAUGUCGGAGGAGAACAUCGCGAGGAUGAGAGCGGAGAGCCGGGUUCUGGAGGUUGAGAAGCAGUGCUCCAUGUUGGAGUUUGACCUCAAGCAGUCGGUGCAGAAAAUGGAGCAGCUGAUGAAGCAGAAGGAGAGGCUGGAGGAUGAGGUCAAGAAUCUGAGAGUCCAGCUGGAUCAGGAGUCCAACAAGCGGGUCAUAGCCCAGACGGACCUGAAGAGCCGCUCGCAGGACCUGGACCGGCUGAGGUGUUCAGAGAAGCAGCUGAAGCAGGAGAUCAACACGGCGCUGGAGAACAAACGCUCGCUGGAGUUCCAGCUGGCUCAGCUCACCAAACAAUACAGAGGCAACGAGGGACAGAUGAGGGAACUUCAGGACCAGCUUGAAGCCGAACAGUAUUUUUCUACUCUUUACAAAACUCAGGUCAGGGAGCUAAAAGAGGACAUGGAGGAGAAGAACCGGCAGGUGCAGGACGCUCAGAAAAGGGUGCAGGAAUUGUGCAGUGAAAGGGACUCCCUGUCUGCCCAGCUGGAUCUGACGGUGACUAAGGCCGAGUCGGAGCAGCUGGCCCGGGCGCUCCAGGAGGAGCAGUACUUUGAGCUCAACCAGGAGUACAAGAAAGCCGUGGCUCGGCACAAGCAGGAGCUCGGAGAGAAAGAGACCAUCAUCGCACGGCUGGAGGAAUCAAACAACACUUUGAGCAAAGAUGUGGAAAGUCUCAGCAAAGAAAAGACCGACUUAAGUCAGGAGCUCAACACUCGGGAGGAAGAAUAUAAAGCACAAAGAGAAGAAACUGAAAAUGCGCUCCGGGCGCAGUACGAGAAGAUCCUUAGCAAUGAACGCACGCUGAAGACUCAGGCCGUCAACAAGCUGGCGGAGAUCAUGAACCGCCGGGACAUGAAGGCGGACCAGAAGAAGAAGGGAAGCAUGGCCGAUCUGCGCAAGAAGGAAAAAGAGAACCGCAAGCUUCAGCUGGAGCUGAACCAGGAGAAGGACAAGUUCAACCACAUGGCCAUCAAGAAUCAGAAGGAGCUGAGCGAGAUGCAGGCGCAACUGUCAGACGAAUGUCUUCACCGCAACGAGCUGCAGAUGAUGCUGGCCAGCAAGGAGAGCGACAUCGAGCAGCUCCGGGAGAAACUCAACGACCUGCAGCAGCGCAUCGAGAACUCCAGCAUCACCAGCCUGCAGACCGACGAGACGGACAGCAAUAUAGCAGAGUCCAGGUUGGAGGGUUGGCUGUCGAUUCCUAAUCGCGCUAACAUCAAGCGGUACGGCUGGAAGAAGCAGUACGUGGUGGUGAGCAGUAAAAAGAUUCUGUUCUACAACGACGAGCAGGAUAAGGAGCAGUCCAACCCCUCCAUGGUGCUGGACAUCGACAAACUGUUUCACGUCAGACCAGUCACGCAGGGAGACGUGUACCGAGCCGAAACUGAAGAAAUCCCCCGGAUAUUCCAGAUCCUGUACGCCAACGAGGGAGAGUGCAGGAAGGAGUCGGAGGUGGAGACGGCUCCUCAGGGGGACAAGACCAACUGUCUGCCCCACAAGGGCCACGAGUUCAUCCCCACGCUGUACCACUUCCCCUCCAGCUGCGAGGCCUGCUCCAAGCCUCUGUGGAACGUCUUCAAGCCCCCGCCCGCCCUGGAGUGUCGACGCUGCCAUGUCAAGUGCCACAAAGACCACCUCGACAAGAAGGAGGACGUCAUCGCUCCCUGCAAAGUAAACUACGACGUUACCUCAGCCCGGGACAUGCUCCUGCUGGCCCUGACCCAGGAGGAGCAGAAGAAGUGGAUCGGCCAUCUUGGAAAGAAGAUCCCCAAAACCCCCCCGGCGUCCUUCUCUAGAACCUCGCCUCGCUCUCUGUCCACUCGCUCCAUACCCAACCAGUCCUUCCGCAAGAACCCUAAAAGCAAUACAGCGAAGCUCAGCCGAGCGCAGUCCACCCUCCAAGCAGCAGACACAACAUCCAGCACUUGCUGACAGGAGCUCCUCCCAAAGCGCUGACGUAGUUUUAGUCCUUCAGUUUUAAGUCUGUCUGUCCGUUCGUGGUGUCGCUGGGUUCUUCUAACAACACCCACUUCCUGUCGGUCGGUGGGUUCUGGGCGGGGACACUUCACUGACAUGUUCUUGGGUUACUAAAACUAACUUCAGAGGUUAUUCUCCAACUUUCACUGUAGACACUCAGAUGAAGGGUUUUCUCUCCUUAAAACGUGGCGGCGGCGGCAAAGUGCUUCCCUUUCACUGGACACCCUGUCCUCUGUUCUGUCUUCCAGCUAACCAUCUGAAGCGUUGGGAUCUUUUUCUGGACCCUGAACUUUCUCCUCUUCCUCAACACAAAAAUGGGAAGCCUGUACUACAAAAAGAAUUUAUUGAAAAGACAAAAAAAAGAUCUUUAUUAGACUUAAGGCAUCAUAAACAUGAAAAGGCCGAUCUCCUCAAGAACUCGUCUGAACUCGCAGCUCUUCGUUUCUACCACAAGAUGGCACUCUUGCAUGAAGAUGGACAGCUGCAUUCUGUGCUCAAGAAACUGGAGUGUAAAAAAGUAAAAGUGGACUUGUGCAAGUUUUAUUUUAAGGUACUUUUUUUUGUCCAUGGAGGGACUGUAGAUCUGAAGGUUUGGUCUGAGGGGAGGAAAGUGAAUCUCUGCUCUGUCAUUUCAUCCCCUCAGCUAAAUGCAAAAUGUUGAUUCCAACUCAAAAAUGACUGAUGCCUUUAUCUAAUGUUUAUGGCCUUUCCCCUGUAUUCUCAUCACUCUGCAAGGUGACCCGGUUCUGGAUAUCAAAGUGGGACUUUAGUAUUAGACGUUUCGAGUAUUGAGUGAGAAGCAUGCAAGAUCAUCAUUUAAAUCUAUGCAUUAUUUUUAUUGUAAUUUUAUUGCUCCAAGCCAUAAAGUUUCAUUGUAAUGGCAUAUAAGGAGUCGUUAAACGUAAUAGUUUUUUUUUUUUUGGUACAUUGCUUCUGUAAUAUUUUUUCUUGUAUUCAUUUUUUUGUAAUGUGUUGCCUUACAUUGAUUCAUAGAUAAAUGGCUCAAAAGGAAAACAUUAAGUUAACAAAUGUAAAACUGCACUGUUUGACUUGACUGUAAAUUAUUUGUAGAAGACUAAAGCGGUGUAGCAGACGGCCCACCUAGUGCCUUAACAUUUGGAUUUUUGAUUUUACUGCCAUAUCUGUUUUUGUCUGUUUCAGCAAAAAUCUUAACUCUUCCAUCACAGAUUUUUUUGUUUUUUAUUCAAACUUGCUUUAUGAAAAUUAAACAAAACAAAAAUCUCAUUUAUUGAAAGAAAGAGAAUUCAGGUGAGACCAACAGUUUUGGAGAGAAUAUUAAUGCAAAUCCCCCCCAGUGUAUAUAAGGAGACGUUCAGAUUAUUGGAAUACCUCUACAGUCAUUUGGAUUUUUUUCUUUUCAGGAAAAAAAAAAGCACUGGAAAAAUGAUCUACUCCUGUCUGGAUAAUUUGCAUGGAUAAAUUGCAUUGGAUUCCGCACUGAUGGAUAUGUCAAUAAACAUAUCUUUAUUGUG
This is a messenger RNA of Oryzias melastigma (Indian medaka), 6463 nucleotides long. It is a transcript of the gene rock1, whose product is annotated as Rho-associated, coiled-coil containing protein kinase 1. The record is from RefSeq and is a predicted model, not a curated record. Gene Ontology annotation, cellular component: cytoplasm; cytoskeleton. Gene Ontology annotation, molecular function: ATP binding; small GTPase binding; Rho-dependent protein serine/threonine kinase activity. Lineage: Eukaryota; Metazoa; Chordata; Actinopteri; Beloniformes; Adrianichthyidae. Gene Ontology annotation, biological process: cortical actin cytoskeleton organization; actomyosin structure organization; regulation of cell junction assembly. The transcript has 33 exons. The coding region runs from base 783 to 4925 and encodes 1380 amino acids.